UGUAAUGAUUUGGAAACUUUUGGAUGCAAGGAGAGGUAAAUGUGAACCGUUGCUGAGGAAUUUCUUGUGUGUGAAUUGAUGAAUUUGUGUCACAACCACACCGGAUGUGAAUGGCUUAUUAGUUGUUUGUUGGGGUCGCCUUUCACACCAGAUGUCAAAGGCAUCUUCUAGGAAAGGAGAUAAUUUGAAAUGCUUAGAGAUUGAUGCAAAUACUCAAUUAUAUGAUGUCUUGGCUUAGCUCUUUAUGUUUUUGUUAAUGUCAAGUAAUUCUCAUCACUAUAAGUUAAUGGCUGUUGCUUCUUCUUCCUCUUCUUCUCAAGAAAAGUAUGAUGUUUUUCUUAGUUUCAGAGGUGAGGAUACCGGCAAUAAUUUUACUAGCCAUCUAUAUGCCGCAUUGUGUCAAAAAAUGAUCAAUACAUUCAUUGAUGACGAGCUUAAAAGAGGGGAUCAAAUUUCUCCAUCUCUUUUUAAUGCAAUUGAACGGUCAAAGAUUUCCUUGAUCAUUUUCUCAAAAGAGUAUUCUUCUUUGUUAUGGUGCCUUGAAGAACUUGUAAAGAUCCUUGAAUGCAAGAACAGUUAUGGUCAGAUUGUAAUUCCUGUUUUCUAUGGUGUGUACCCGUCAGAUGUAGGGAAUCAGAUUGGGACUUUUAGGGAUGCAUUUACUAAGCUUGAAAAACGUUUCAAGAGUUCGGAAGAAACAUUGCAGAGAUGGAGGACUGCUUUGAGAGAAGCUGCCAAUCUAUCUGGCUUUGAUUCAAAUGUCAUCAGGCUUGCGGGUCCUAAAAGAAGUGAGUAUCACUUGAGUGAAACUUGGAGGUUGAAAUCUUCUUAUAUAAAAGGAAAUUCAAGGCUUUGCACUCCAUCAUUUAUGGGGUUUCUUGUUUGCCUGAUCUAGAAGAUAUGCGAAAUCUUGGAACUCUCUAUGGUAUUCUGUAUAGUUGUUGUGGUUUCCUGCAUAAUAGUUCAAUGGUUUCAAGGUAGAGUUUACUUUUUGUUGCCUUAUGAAGCUAGCUUUCUGCAAUUUAUAUUGGUCAUUAUAUUUGGUUUUGUCUUGUUUUGCAUUACUAUAUAUUUGGGUGAAUCCAUGCCAGGCCCUCUAGGUUUUGCAAUUUGAAGUGCUAUUAUUACUUAAUAUCAAGCAUUCAUCUGGUGAAGGCAUGGUCUUUUUUUUCUUCUUUCAAAUAAAAAACUCAUUGCCUCAAAGUGCGAGGGAAAUUUGAUAAUUUCUCCUCUGACAAGGAUAAAAGGCCAAAUUGAGGCAGCAGCCCAUCCCAUGCAUAUUGUGUUACAUCAGGUCGCACAAUUCUUUUUAUGAAUUAUUCUUUCAAUUCCUGAAUUGUGUAAUUUCCUCUUUCUGAUGCUAGUCAGUUUGCAACCAAGUAAUGAAAGAAGUUCAAGCUGACCAACAAUGGAAGACAAUACCACCUGCUUUGUUCAGAAUCGCAAAAUUGACAGUGAUUGUUUCAGUCUUGCUUGGUCUCUGGUGCACACACUAACGAUAACCUUU
Molecule: messenger RNA, 1507 nt
Organism: Pistacia vera
Lineage: Eukaryota; Viridiplantae; Streptophyta; Magnoliopsida; Sapindales; Anacardiaceae
Product: TMV resistance protein N-like
Exons: 3
Coding region: 245-895 (216 amino acids)
Biological process (GO): signal transduction
Source: RefSeq, a predicted model, not a curated record